AUGCUACGUGGCGAUGCGGAGCACGUUUGGGGCGAUAUCCAUCACCUGUACUCUUCGAUAAUCGACGAAAUAGACCCUGUCACGCGCGCCAAAGGCACCAAGUAUCUCUCUCUUAUCAUGGAUCUUGCCGAGCCUCUGGCCUUGUCUGACUUGAAUCAACUCUUCGCCGACCACGUGCACCAUUACCUCGUCCCCUUUUCAGCUCUGACCAUGAGGACGUUGUUAAAGCGCGACAUAUGCGGGCUCAAAGACCCGUCUCUGCUGCAUGAAGAGAUACCCGACUUUGCCCAGCGGCGUGAGGGUAUUCCUUGGGCGCUGAGAUAUGCGUGUCACUAUUGGGUUCACCAUCUCCAACAUGUCUCGCCCGACGAUGAGGUCCAAGAACAGCUUUUGGAUUUCCUCCAACGACGUGUUCUUUUGGCAGUUGAGGUUUAUGCGGUGCUGGGUGAACUUGGUCUUGGGGUAAAUCUACUCAGAACUGCUCGGAGACUCGUGACGGCCUGGCCGAAGGACUCGUUCUCGUCUAAGGAGGAUGUCAUAGCACUGCUGUAUGACAGCUGGCGACUAACACUGGACUUCUUUGAUCCUAUCAGCUCUUCAGCUUUACACGUUUACGAGUCGGCCCUCCCAUUCAGCCCAGCAAAAUCGAAGAUCCGGCAGGUUUAUGAUCAUCUUUUACAGAGCGCAACCGUUUUCACGAUCGAAGAAGGCUUAGACGAGGAGUGGAAUUGUGUUACACGCAUGAUCAGCGUGGAUGCAAAGGAUUUGGAAUUUACAGCUACUCUGUCACCCGACGGUUCGGAAGUCGCGGCUAUUACUCCAAGCUCAGUACAUGUGUGGGGUACGGCAACAGGGGUGCUAUUAGCAUCUCUUCCUCUCGGCCAACCAUGUCUCAUCCGGGGAGGGAUUGCUCACAGUGGCUCGCAUAUAGCGUUCUACCAGAGUUCUUCGGCGCUUUGUCACGUAUGGCAGCCUUCCCAUGGCACAGUUAUCUCGUUCGGGGGCGAUAGAGAAGCGGGGCACAGCAUGCUGAUGCCUUUCAUCGGUUGUGUCUCGUUUUCCCAUAAUGAAGCAAGGCUCGCCUGCUUGUGGGGAGGUGCAGAUAACCUCCAUCAGGAAGUCACCGUGUACGAUGUCAUCACCCGCCAACAACUAUCGAAUGUCUCUCUAGGUGGCUUCUCCCAGCAGCCACAGCGCUCUAUCCUCCCUUUCAACAGGGACCGUGACUGGCUCAGGUUCAAGAUACGCUCUACAACCAUCGACUUUUCUCAUGAAGGGGACUGCCUGAUGGUGCACUUCAUGGGCUCCACACUGAUCUUCGACCCAGUGACUGGGCGAGAGAUGUUGCGUAGGGAAUGCUGUGGGAAGAACCACGUCGUCGAGAAUUUUGUGCUACUAUUCUUCGGGCCGGAAGAUGCUUAUAUCUUCCAUAGCAGCUCAUACUUGCCCUCUAGAGAUCUGCCACAGUUUCGCUUCCACCACAGUAUUCUGCCUGCGAGUCGAAAUUAUGGACGGAAGCUCCUGUCAGCGCUUCCUUGGUCUGUGCAGCGCGAGGCCAGUUCUUCCCUGGGCAGAGAGGAGGCUGGGAUGGCGGACCAACCACAAACCGUACCCGAUUCCGCAUCUCGUAGAGCAUGCAAAAUCAAGCGUAUCAAGUCCGGGAAAGGCCAAACACCCUCAGAAUCAUCUCCGUUCGAGGUGAUUUAUAUCCUCGGUCGAGACGUAGGCGCAACCAUGGAUGGGCAUACCGUGGCAUUCUGCGGCGCUACUAGGACAAGCUGGAGAACGCCCGGAUCGGAUUGCGUCGGUAUGAUCUGCGAGAAAAGCGACAUUUGGCUCCUGGACCUCAUUCAGGCCGCUCACCAGCCCACUUUUCACUUGUCGUCUUCGGAUCCCUAUCUUGAAAAUGGAUACUCUUUCGCUUGCACAUCGGAAUUAGAAGAUUGGAAGGCAUACAAGUGUUUGGAUACCGAGAAUCGCUACCUCAUUGUGGACUACAAAUCCUCAGAUGGCAAGAAGGGAACGGAGAUCUUGUCGGAGACAUACGUUGAUGAGGUGAUCACUGCGCUCUCGCAGAGUGGAAAUUAUUUCGCCAUCGCAGGUCGCAGCGGGUCGUCUAAAGGCACCAAAGUGCAAAUCUGGGACCUCGCUGUGGAACCCACUCCCGUGAGAUGCAACUGGAACGGCAAGAGAUGCACUCACAUCCGAUUCUCGAGCGAUUCUGAGCUGAUUGCUAUACUGGGAACGCUAGAAGACGGCUCAUACGGUGUUGUUACAUAUUCUUUCAGCGACGACGGGUUACUCCGGACGGGCUCGAUUUCCCUUCAUCCUCAGUUCUGGCCCAAAAACUCCAACAGAUGCGCUAUCGCUUCUGUCGGUCAAGACUUUGUUCAUCUCUGGGCCCGUCCGACUAUAGACGGUACUUUGGUGUACCUCCUGCGGUGGAAGGUGGCGACGACAGAAAUUGCGACAGUAGCGGAGGUGCCGCACACAGGACUGUACAGUUUUUACCCAGCCAUUUCUCCAUGCUUUGAACGGAUAUACAGCAAGAGUAGAGAUAGCAGUAUCGUCAUGAAGCUGAACGCAGCUCUGGAAAACAAAGCUGCUCAGAGCGAGAAGUGGCUGUAUGAUGUCGAUGAAGAACAUAACCCCAACAUUUAUUACGACGCACUCUCAUGGUCCGAUCUUUGUCUGGGUACGGACGGAUGGCUUCGAAAGAGGCAGCGCAGGUUAUGUUGGCUGCCUGCUAGGUACCGACCCAUGUCGGAUCAGGAAGGCCAUUAUCUGCGACUGGUGAUAUAUUCUGGCACAGUAACGUUUCUUGGUCUGAAAAACAACAAGCGUCUCACCAUGCGUCUUCUCAAUACCAAGAUCGAAUACCUUAAUUAG
Molecule: messenger RNA, 2889 nt
Organism: Coniophora puteana RWD-64-598 SS2
Lineage: Eukaryota; Fungi; Basidiomycota; Agaricomycetes; Boletales; Coniophoraceae
Exons: 3
Coding region: 1-2889 (962 amino acids)
Molecular function (GO): protein binding
Source: RefSeq, a predicted model, not a curated record